AGCAUUAUUGCUUGCAGACACCUUAACCAAAAUUGUUUCCAGGAAGUGUGCCCAACCACAUGACUCUUUGUUCUAAGUGAGAAAUUAUUCUGUCUGGAUUGAUAAGAAGCAAGCAGUAUUUUUCUACAUAUAUACAGGUUCCUAUUUCCUCAGUUCUGAGUCGGCAGUCAGGUUGUAGAAAGCAGCAUACCACAGGUCAGAAGACUGACCCACUGCAUCAUAAAAAUUCCAUACUGCAACAGCAUGAAUAAGAGAGCAUCUGUAGUGUCUGAAGAAGACUCCUUUUAUGAUUUACCCACUGAAGAUAUUCCCGAGUCUGAAGCUGCUGAUGCGAUGGCAGCAUCAUCUAACUUGAGAUAUUUUCCUCGAAGGCCAUGCCAUCCUGAACCACAAUAUGCAGACAAAUGUUGCUUAGCAUCAACUACAACCCAUAUUUCUGUGGGGUCUCCAGCUCUCAUCACUAUUAGACAGAAGUCCUGUCUGCAGUUGGAAAAAAAUCAGAGAGAAAGUGUCCUUUCCACUCCAGAAGGAUCAAGACAUGAUCAAGUUUUCAAGAAAGGUCCCAGAAGCAAGACUAGUCACGAAUUCACACCUAUGGAAGGCCACAAGAAAAGACUAUAUGAAUUGUCGAAUCCCCCUACCGUACCACGGCCUCCUAAGUCACUACCAAAGGAAUAUCAUCCACUUCCUGCAGAACCACUUGUAGAUCUUCAGCCAAAGAUGCCACCUUCAGACUUUGAGGAAGUCACAGUGAGACAACAAGUCAAGAAAAGACCUAUUUAUACUAAAGAGGCACCAAAUGUAAAUGAUGAAGCCUUAAAGAAGGAAUCGCAAAUCUUCCGAAAGCUUGGAAAAGAGCUUAAGACACAUCUUGUCUUAUCAAGGGUAACACAAUGA
Messenger RNA from Protopterus annectens (West African lungfish), 897 nucleotides. RefSeq lists its product as uncharacterized. Bases 244 to 897 code for a protein of 217 amino acids. NCBI's taxonomy places the organism in Eukaryota, Metazoa, Chordata, Ceratodontiformes, Protopteridae. The transcript has 14 exons. The record is from RefSeq and is a predicted model, not a curated record.